AUGAGGGGCGCAGACACCCGGCCCACCGGUUCCGGGCGCCCGCAGGCCCCAGGCGCGCAGACCCACUGGCGCCUCAGACAGAAGCUCUGGUUCCGGCGCUGCCGGCACAUCCCCGCUCCCGCAGCCCCGGACCGAACCGGCGUCAGCACGCAGCUCCCCCUCCUCCAGGAGCGCCCCCCGCCCCGCGCCGCCGUUCCCUCCCGCUUCAGCUCCUUGGUGACAGCGUUGACACCCAGGCCCAAGAAAAAGUCUGAAGUGGAUGCUAGAGAUAAAGCCAAGAUGAAGGACAAACCACAGAGAAGAUCUGCAAGGUUAUCUGCUAAACCUGUUCCUCCAAAGCCAGAGUCCAAGCCUAAAAAGGCCCCUGCAAAGAAGAGAGAGAAGGUACCCAAAGGGAAAAAAGGGAAAGCUGAUAUUGGUAAGGAUGGGAAUAACCCUGCAGAAAAUGGAGAUCCCAAAACAGACCAGGCACAGAAAGCUGAAGGUGCUGGAGAUACCAAGUAA
Molecule: messenger RNA, 504 nt
Organism: Lagenorhynchus albirostris (white-beaked dolphin)
Lineage: Eukaryota; Metazoa; Chordata; Mammalia; Artiodactyla; Delphinidae
Product: non-histone chromosomal protein HMG-17-like
Exons: 3
Coding region: 1-504 (167 amino acids)
Biological process (GO): chromatin organization
Cellular component (GO): chromatin; nucleus
Molecular function (GO): nucleosomal DNA binding
Source: RefSeq, a predicted model, not a curated record